GGAUUCGAACUCAGCGUCGAUUCUGGAGAAUUCACAGAUUCUGAAAUCAUCGUAUUGCUGGGCGAAAACGGCACUGGCAAGACGACCAUGAUCCGAAUGCUGGCCGGCAAACUGGUACCGGACGAAGAAUCAGACGAAAUCCCUCAGUUGAACAUAUCUUAUAAGCCACAGAAAAUUAGCCCAAAAUCGACUUGCACCGUCAGGCAGCUGUUUCACACGAAAAUCCGUGACGCUUACAUUCAUCCACAAUUCGUCAGCGACGUCUUGAAACCGUUGAACAUUGAACAUAUCAUGGACCAAGAGGUGCAGAAUUUAUCUGGUGGUGAACUGCAACGAGUGGCAUUAGUGCUGUGCUUAGGCAAACCGGCGGACGUGUACCUGAUCGACGAACCAUCGGCUUAUUUGGAUUCCGAACAACGUUUACAUGCUGCAAAGGUGAUCAAAAGAUUCAUCCUGCACGCCAAGAAAACUGCGUUCGUUGUAGAACACGAUUUCAUAAUGGCUACCUACCUUUCUGACCGGGUAAUCGUGUUCGAUGGCCAGCCGUCCAUAUCGACUCAUGCUUCUUCACCACAGAGUCUUUUAAACGGCAUGAACAAAUUUCUCGAACAACUUGACAUAACUUUCCGACGCGAUCCUAAUAACUACCGCCCAAGGAUCAAUAAACUGAAUUCCGUAAAGGACGUUGAUCAGAAGAAAAGCGGAAAUUUCUUCUUUCUUGAAGACUGA
This is a messenger RNA of Soboliphyme baturini, 729 nucleotides long. Lineage: Eukaryota; Metazoa; Nematoda; Enoplea; Dioctophymatida; Soboliphymatidae. The record is from the annotation of a GenBank genome assembly.